UUCAGCUUGUGCCACUUAACUUGAAAUUAUAUAGGAAAUAAAGCAAAUAAACUAUAAGCGCAAAGUGCAACGUUCGCCUCUCUAUCGUACAAAGAUUGGGAUUACUUAAAACUAACUGCUGCACAGUAUUUAAUGUGAAAUAAUCAUAACAGUGGAAAAAUAUGUAGUGAUUUUACAAACGAUUAAAUUCCUUGUGAAAUGGAAUGUGUAGUAGGGACAAUAUUGUUUCAAAAGAGUAAACGUCAAGUGACAAUAAAGAAAAGUCAAUGACUGUAAGUGUCACACAUUCCGCGUCAAGUGGUAUAUAUGUUUUCUAUCGAAUAAAACCUAAGUUGUAUUAUUGAUACUUUGUAAAAUGCGUCGUAUAAAAUGGAAGGAUAUAUAUGCUCAGAAUUUCAUUAUGAUGGCAACAUUUUUACGUUUCGUGACGUCCCAAUGUUCGGAAACACAUAGACAGGCUUGCUCAUUCCCAUUCAUUCAACUACAAGCUAUUAGUGCCGCCAUUACCCCAUCUGAAAAAUAUGUCCCUGAUUACAACGAAACAACUCUGAGAAAUGUAUGCAAUUGGUACACCGACUACAUUAAUUGUUCAAAGCCGUUUUUACCUACAUGCAACACACAGACGGUGUCACAAAUACAAACAUAUGACAUUACUCUGGGAUUAAUUUGUAAAGACUUGUUCAAUGGCUAUUUGUCAAACAGAAACUGCUACGACAGACUAAAAUCAUCAUAUCAAUCGUGUAAAGACAAAGAACUCGCUACAGUUAAAAAAAUGGAUCAGUCAGUUUCAGCAUACACGUACAUUCUUUGCAGUGCGUCAAGAAAAUAUGCUCUUUGUGUUUACACGGCAACAGCUCUUGGCUGUUCUAUGUCAGCGGCAGAUGUGUAUUUCAAACUUUUAAAUCAUACUAUAAGUAGCGUAUUUGAGAUUAAUAGUUACCAAUGUACAUUACGUCAUCCCAUGGAUGAAAUAUCAAUAUACACAACAUCGCCUUCCACAGCUUCAGCCGCUUGGUCUGCUCAAACUACCAUGGAUAAUACUCGAGAUAAACAGAAACAUUAUAAAGAAGUGUCUUGUUCCGUUUGUGUACGAGCAUUUUCGUUGUUAACGUAUAUUAUAGUUCUAUAUUUAACCACCUUUAUGUAGCAACAUGUGAAUGAUAUUAAAGAACGUGGUUGUGAUUUAAACUAUUUUGGUGCUAUGCAUUAAUUCUCAAACAUUUAAGAUACAGUAACCUCAUUUCUGCAUCACUAUUGAUACAUUGAACAAUUGUAAAACUGUAUACCUUAAUAAAAUUUGUAUUACAUUUA
Messenger RNA from Ruditapes philippinarum (Manila clam), 1311 nucleotides. RefSeq lists its product as uncharacterized. The record is from RefSeq and is a predicted model, not a curated record. NCBI's taxonomy places the organism in Eukaryota, Metazoa, Mollusca, Bivalvia, Venerida, Veneridae.